Messenger RNA from Periconia digitata, 2045 nucleotides. Lineage: Eukaryota; Fungi; Ascomycota; Dothideomycetes; Pleosporales; Periconiaceae. The record is from the annotation of a GenBank genome assembly.
GUCUGUGUUGUUUUGCUGCCCUUCGAUAAUCCACUGGUGUUGAGGUUGUCUGACGUCCACCAUCUAUCGCGUAGUCUCACAAACGACAUGUCUCUUAGGCAACGGUUCAAGGCGCUCGACCAUACAAUUCGCCUCAAAGGUGACGAAGCUCAGCAUGAACAUACAGACGCGUGGAGCAACCGCGACCUGAUACCCCUCCCGCCUUCGAGGAGGACAUGGGGGUGGUUCAACUUCUUCGGGUUCUGGUCCAUUGCGAGCUUGAAUAUAGCAAACUGGCAAACGCCCAACACUUACCUGACCAUGGGGCUAUCCGUCCCGCAAGCUAUGGCGAUCAUCGUCAUUGGUAGGAUUCUGAUUGUCAUCUUCUCGACCUUGAUAGCAUGGGCCGGUUUGAAGUGGCACAUCGGCUUCACCGUGCAGAAUCGAUAUUCGUGGGGUAUGAGAGCGAGUUACAUCCCCCUCCUCCAGCGAAUCCUGUUAAACUUCAUAUGGAAUGCUGUACAAUGCUGGAAUGGCGGUCGUCUCAUCGCGGUGUGUCUCACCGCCAUCUGGCCUUCAUACGCCAGGAUCAAAAACACCUUUGGUCCGAACAUGCCAACAACGACGUACGAGUUUGUCGGCUUCGUCAUCUUCUGGCUCCUGUCGACUCCAUUCCUGUGGCUACGUCCCGAAAAGUUCAAGAUUCCCUUUUUGGUCGUGUGUGUUUGGUGUAGUGUCGGGAUGGUGGCGUGGAUGAUCUGGGCACUCGCAGUCGCAAAAGGCGUCGGUCCGCUGUGGAAUACCGGCCAGCAACUCCCGCAAGGGUCUCCGUGGAGCUCAUCGUGGCUCAUGAUGGCCGGCAUCAACCAGAGUGUCGGAAGUUUGGCGGCAGGAAUCACCAACGGAUCUGACUUUUCGCGCUACGCAUCCGCUCGAAGACACUACUUGAUUGGCGCUGUUACCAGCUGUCUCAUAUCCGGGGUCUUGGUUUCGCUCGUCGGUCUAAUCACUGCUGCUGCCGCACAGAAGAUCUACGGCGAGGUAUACUGGAAUCCCCCGGACUUGCUGAUGGUCAUGAUGGACAGUGGCAAUGGAUCGUCCAAAGCCCGAGCCGGCGUGUUCUUUCUGUCGGCGGGGUUCGCUUUCACCGCCAUGUUCGAGAACAUAUGUGGGAACGCGAUUGCUGGCGGUAUCGACCUCGCGGGGCUUUUCCCAAAGUACAUCGACAUCCGGCGCGGAGCCAUCAUCACGUUUGUCGCUGCUUGGAUCGUUCAGCCAUGGCAGCUGAUCAACAAGGCUACUACUUUCAUCGCCGUCCUUUCGUCGUUUUCGGUCUUUCUAAGCCCAAUCAUUGGCAUCAUGGCCUGCGAUUAUUACCUUUUGCGGAAAAGACGCAUCAAGCUCAGCCACCUCUACCACACAGAUUCAAUCUAUUACUUCUGGAAAGGAGUCAACUGGAGAGCCAUUCCAGCAUGGAUAUGCGGGUGGGCCCCGACCAUCGGUGGCCUCGUAGUAACCGUGCGAAUGGAUCCCGAUCCACCACGAGCCCUAGUGCAGUUGUACUACAUGGCUUUCCUAAUCGGUUUCUUCAUCAGCGCGAGUGUUUUCUACACCCUCAACCUGCUCUUCCCUGUACCCGACAUGGCCCAGGUAGAUGAUGUGGAUGUCUAUGGUACAUUCACCCCCGCGGAAGCCCGGCGCAUCGGAGUCACGCCACUAGACGACGAUACAUCUAUUGGACAUGUCAAUGUCCACGACAACCUGAAGGUGUGAGCGUCCAGUCAGAUCUCCAGCUCCGAUGAACCACGUGAGUGAUAAUUUAACAUUCGUGAGGCCGCCAAUCGCCUAAUCAUAGAAAUUUGCUCUCUAAGAGCACGCAUAAGAAGUUCUGUAAGAUGGGAAUCGGGUAUGUCUGGCAUGCUGUGGCUGAGCCGCUUGGGUGUUGUUCGCGCGUAGCUAGGAAUAUCGCAAUUCGCACCUCGCACUCGCACCACGCAGCCCCCACAUCUUUGCUUACGGUAGAGCCUCAUUACGGCGCUGGAGUCCCAACGAACUCGAGCUAUCGC